This is a messenger RNA of Jatropha curcas, 2891 nucleotides long. RefSeq names its product E3 ubiquitin-protein ligase MBR2. Gene Ontology annotation, molecular function: ubiquitin protein ligase activity. The record is from RefSeq and is a predicted model, not a curated record. Lineage: Eukaryota; Viridiplantae; Streptophyta; Magnoliopsida; Malpighiales; Euphorbiaceae.
GAUAGAUUAACCCAUUCAGUCAUCUCUCUCUAUCUCUCUCACGCACCUGUUUCAAUAUCUAAAGUCUGGCCAUUGCUCACUGCUGUGUUCUUGUUUCUUCUUUUUCCCCUUCUCUCUGCCAAAAAGAGGAAGUAACUGAAAACAGAAGAAAACUUGUGCUGUGACAGAGAGAGGUCUAAAAAAACCAAAAAAAAAAAAAAAGAAAAAAGAAAAAAACAAAAUAAUAGAAAAACAUUUUCUGAUUUUUUUCAGCUUCUAUUAUUUUCAUUUGAUCUUUGGGUUUGAUGUUGAUGAUCUCAAUGUCGGUUUCUCAGGUAUUCUGACAAAUGAACUACAAGGACCACCAUUUCUGCUUGGAGUAUCAGUAUCAUUUAGCAUCUGGGCCAUUUUGUUAGGUGGAAUAUAUUGGCUUUUAUGCAAAGGCAACAAGGUGCCAUUGAUUCCUUCCCUGAAACGAUUGACAUCAAUCAGGGAUCUAUUUCAAAUAAUACUGGUAUGAGUCAACAAUCUUCUCUGAAUAACAUGCUAAAUCCAGUAGAAAAUAGGUUGUCAAAUAGUGCUGCAUCUUAUGGCGAGGUGUCAUGUGCAAAUGCUAUUACUCACAGUGGUCAGAGCUUUACUGGAUGGAAUUUGGAUGAAUCUAGCUCAAGGUUAACUCUGCAAAAUCAGGCCAGUGAUGAUGGUAUUAAAAUGGAAGAAAGGUCUUCUUCAGCAGAUAGUCAAAGUGUGCUUGGCCCAAGGUCAGACGAAAGGCGAUAUGAACCUUCUAAUAUCCUUUUCUCUGGGAGAGUUAGUAAUGGCGCCAGUGGUAGUUUGAUUAGAAAUGGGCCAUUAUUUUUACAGGGUUCCAGCUCAAACAAUGCACUGCUAGAUUUAAAUCCAAAUGUAGGUUAUGCAGGUGGCAGUAGUAGUGCUGUUCAUGGUACUGGAGCUGUUUUAGGCCCUAAUUUUUUCAAUUCUGGGGGAUUGGAAAUGGAGAAGGAAUCUUCAAGUGUUUCUUCUGAUGAUGUUGGUCCAUCUGGAACUUCUGGUUAUACAUUAGAGGAAACUAGUGGUGGCCCAGGUUCUUUAGGAGGUUGGGGUUUAUCCUGCAAGAGAAAGGCCCUUGAAGGUACUUCUGGGAAUUCUUGUCCUGGCGGAAGUUCAAGUUGCUUUCCACAGGCUGACAAUGGUUCAUGGCAUACAGGCACUACUCAUCAUAAUGCUUCAAGCAGUCUAACUUUAUCUCUACCCUUGCGGAAUUCCCCUAGCAUUAGCCCUCCUGAAUUGUCAAGUACAAGAAUUGGUUUUAGUAUGAGGACCGUAGCAUCUGAUGCCUUUCCUUCAUCAAGUGUUACGGGAAAUGAAGACCACCUGAGAAAUUUUGGUUGGAGAGUAAACCCUGGACAUCAACAAGAACCUCUAGCAUUCAAUUUAUCUACAACCGGAGGCACUAGGCAUUCCAAUAUUUGGUCAACGCACCAGUCUCCUAGACCUGCAUCAUAUAGUGAUGCCCUGGACUUUAGAUCAAUGCUGGCACCAAGUGCUACUCCUGGCCUGUCUCAUCCUAUGCGCUCUUCUUCGACAUCAAGAAACAUGCAUCCUUUCCCUUGGAAUGGAUCUUCAAAUUCAAGAGGCAUAAAUUCAUCUAGUUCUCUUAUCCGUGGAGAAAGUAGUGCUGCAUUACAAGAGGAUGUGAACUUAAGAAGCAUGUCAAGAAAUAGCGCAGAGCAUCCUAUGUUUGUGCCUACAACUGAGAUGAGAAACAUUGGACAAGAUCCAGCAGGUUGGAGUUUGGCCACAGGAAACAGGAGCACUUCAGCCAGUGCUUCAUCCAGUAGAAUUGGUCCUAGUUUGAGUAUUCAUCCUUUGGCUGCUCCUCCCUGGCUUCCUCACCAAAAUCCCAUAACACAUAACCAGCAAAGAUUUUCAGAGUUUGCUCCUUGGUCUCUGUUUCCACCUGUGGAUUCUGAGUCUGGAAGUCACAAUGGUCAUUUCUCCCCAAUUUCUUCUGGGCCUUCUGUUUCUUCCCCUCUGGAAACAGCAAUGUCUCCUGGAUCUAGUGGCCAAAGUCAUAAUCAAUCUUUUCCAAGGUCUGCAUUCUUGAUGGAAGGACAAGGUGAUGAUAUUCUUGGCAUGCCCCGUUCAUUGAGAGCUUUAGCUGCAGAUAUUGAAGGGAGACAUCGGCUAAUAUCUGAGAUUCGUCAAGUCUUGAAUGCCAUGCGCAGGGGUGAAAGCCUACGAAUUGAGGAUUAUAUGCUUUUUGAUCCAUUCAUACAUCAUGGUAUGGCCGAAAUGCACGAUAGGCACAGGGAUAUGCGCCUUGAUGUUGACAACAUGUCUUAUGAGGAAUUGUUGGCAUUAGAAGAACGUAUAGGAGAUGUCAGUACUGGACUAAGUGAGGGAACAAUUUUCAAGUUAAUGAAACAGCAAAAAUAUAUGUCCAUGAUGACAGAAUCUCCUGCAGAUUUGGAGCCAUGCUGCAUCUGUCAGGAACAAUAUACUGAUGGGGAUGAUAUUGGUACACUGGAUUGUGGGCACAACUUCCACAUUAAUUGCAUCAAACAAUGGCUAAUGUUGAAAAACCUGUGCCCCAUUUGUAAGAUGACAGCCCUGCCUACAUAAAGAGGGGAAAAAAAAAAAAAGAAUCAGGACCUGAGAAUUUUAUUUUCUUGCCAAUGGAUCAUCAGUCCAGCAACUGGAUGGAUGAUAUCCUACAUACAUCUCAUUUGGUUAAAAAAAAAAAUAUAAAUAUAUAUAUUUAUGAACUGAUGUACUGCACAAUUUGAUGUGUGGAGCUGCUGUCAUAAAGUUGCAGCACGAGUGAUAAAGGGUUUGUCCAUCUUCAAUGCUCUAUGACAAUUAUGAAUAUAUAUGAACUAAUAAUAUGGAUGACUUUGUCUAUUUCUUUC